AUGCUGCGACUCUCGUCUCCGCCCUCGCCUUCUGGCCCCUCGCCUCCCGACCUCUCGCCUCCCCGCUACCAGCGCAUCGAGAGGGGUUAUCAGGCCCUCGAGGAUGCCAGCUGCGCCAGGGUCAAUGCCAGCAUUCCUCCCAUCCCAGGAGCGGACGCGGACGCGUUCAUGGCUGCGUACCGGAGCUUUGCCGGCAACGGCAGCGAGGCGCAUGUGCUCACCCUGGCACAGAGAGUGCUAUCGCAGGCCAAAGUGCGCGCCUUUCUGGCGCUGCCGGAUAGCUUCGUGCCGGGUGGCCUCGAUGCCGCCAUGGUGACGUGCGCAGUGCUCCGCCAAGCCACGCCAAGUGGUCUAGCGAGGUAUGCAGUGCGGGGAGCAAAAGAGGAAACGCUUUUGGGACGACUGCUACUCAGCCCUCGUCUUAUGCGGGACAUGCUCGUCGCGGGCGGCGCAGCAGGAGGCAGGUACGGGCAGGCGAUGGAGAUCUAUACCAAGAUCAUCCAGGAAAGCGAUAGCCUCUCUGCCGAUGGCGAAGCGAGCGGCGCCGAGCCGUUCUGGGACGACCGCUCCCCCUCCAACAUCCUCGGCCGGCUCGCGCUCGGGACGGCGGUGGAGCACGCCCUUCCGAUUCAGCAGCGCUGGGGUGGAGCCACCGUGGACCCCGUCUCGCGCUUCCUGCACUAUGAGCGCGCAUACCUCGCCGGUAACCUCGAUCCCGCCCUCGAGGUGCUCACCGCCUUCGAGUGCCGGUACACGACCGACUCGGACGCCACCGACGAUGACCUGGCGUGGUUUCGAGCGACCGCCGCCAACUUCCGCCCCGACCACAUCGCGACCGCGUACUCGUGGCGCUACGCGCGGACCGUGCGCACAGAUGUAGCGUAUGGCAAGCCGCACUGCCACGCGCACGGCAACAUAUGCACGGGACAUUACGCCGAGAUCCCGGCAGCGGGCGGAGAGUGCGGGCCGCGCGUUUGGGCUACCAACUUGGGGGAGGGCCGCUGCAACUUCAACACGAAUCGGUCCGCCUUUUGCGCGGAGCCGCCGUGCACAGUGCUCGGCGGGACGGGAAGGGAGAUUUGUGCGGUUGUGACGAAAAAGGGUUUAAUAUAA
This is a messenger RNA of Emiliania huxleyi CCMP1516, 1113 nucleotides long. RefSeq lists its product as hypothetical. The transcript has 3 exons. NCBI's taxonomy places the organism in Eukaryota, Haptophyta, Isochrysidales, Noelaerhabdaceae. The record is from RefSeq and is a predicted model, not a curated record. The coding region runs from base 1 to 1113 and encodes 370 amino acids.